Messenger RNA from Durio zibethinus, 2635 nucleotides. The record is from RefSeq and is a predicted model, not a curated record. NCBI's taxonomy places the organism in Eukaryota, Viridiplantae, Streptophyta, Magnoliopsida, Malvales, Malvaceae.
CUUAAAUCCUUCCUACCUUACUACAUACUUAAUUGGAGGAAUCAUUACGCGUCUAAACGCCAUCAAACCCACGACGUCCAAAGAACCAGGGUGGGCACUUUGCGGAGGGUUUGUGUCGAGAAAACCCAGAGUCUUUGUUUUGACGGUUCUUGAAAUCCAAAACAGAUCCAAUUCCAUAACUUUUAACGUCUUUCAACUAUCUGAAAACCAACAUCACCAUUCUACAUUUUAACAAAAACCCAUUGCAGAAACCCUCUAAACAAUCCAAUGACGUCAAGUUCCAGCGCAAAAACCCUGGUCAAAACCAUCCUCAAAACCCCACAAACUCUGAAAACCAAAUUCCAAGCCAAGCAACUCCAUGCCCAAUUCCUCAAAACCCAACCCCACUCUCCCUCUUCAACUUCCAUCCUCAUUUCCAUCUACACAAAUUUCAACCUUCUACAAGACUCCCUCUUUCUCUUCAACUCCCUUAGCCCACCUCCACUUCCUGCUUGGAAAUCCAUCAUCAAAUGCUAUGCAAACUCUGGCCUUUUUCUAAACUGCUUAACUUGUUUUAUCCAAAUGCGUGGUUUUGGUAUAUGCCCAGAUCAUAAAAUGUUCCCUUUUGUUCUUAAAGCUUGUGUCUUUUUAAAGAACUUGAGGCUGGGUGAGUCUAUUCAUGGUUGUAUUAUUAGGCUUGGAUGGGACUUUGAUUUGUUUACAGGAAAUGCCCUUUUGAAUAUGUAUGCAAAAUUUCAAAGCUUAGAAGUGAAUGGAGGAUAUAAAGUUUUCACCUUUAAUAUGCUUGAUGGAAUGCCAAAAAGUGAUGAACUUUGUGAGAGAUUGGCUCAAGAGAAGGGCAAAAGUGUUAUUCAAUUGGAUAGUGUGACAAAGGUUUUUAAGAUGAUGCCACAAAGGGAUGUCGUUUCAUGGAAUACGGUAAUUGCGGGGAAUGCACAAAAUGGAAUGUAUGAAGAAGCUUUGAAGAUGGUUAGGGAAAUGGGGAAUGCUAACGUGAAACCUGAUUCAUUUACUUUGUCCACCAUACUUCCUAUAUUUGCUGAGUAUGCGGAUAUCAUGAAAGGAAAGGAGAUUCAUGGAUAUGCUAUUAGACAUAGGUUUGAUUCUGAUUUGUAUAUAGGUAGUAGUCUGAUUGAUAUGUAUGCCAAUUGUGCUCAGAUUGAAGAUUCAUGCCAUGUAUUUAAUCUGUUGCCUCAAAGAGAUGAUAUUUCUUGGAAUUCGAUUAUUGCAGGGUGUGUACAGAAUGGUAUGUUUGAUGAAGGUCUGAAGUUAUUUCGUCAAAUGUUAAUGGCUAAAGUGACACCAAGAGAAGUUUCAUUUUCUAGUGUUAUGCCGGCUUGUGCUUACUUGACAACACUGCAUUUAGGAAAGCAACUUCACGGUUACAUAAUUCGGGGUAGAUUUGAUGAUAAUGUGUUUAUAGCCAGCUCACUUGUUGAUAUGUAUGCCAAAUGUGGAAACAUCAAGGCAGCUAGGUGGAUUUUUGAUCAAAUGGAACACCAUGACAUGGUUUCAUGGACAGCGAUAAUCAUGGGACAUGCUUUGCAUGGACAUGCCUACGAUGCCCUUUCAUUAUUCGAGCAGAUGGAAAAGGAUGGGGUGAAACCCAACUAUGUAUCUUUUAUAGCUGUCUUUACUGCUUGUAGUCAUGCUGGAUUGACAGAUGAAGCUUGGAAGCAUUUCAAAAGAAUGAGCCAGAAUCAUGGUAUUACACCUGGCUUGGAACACUAUGCUGCCAUGGCAGACCUUCUUGGUCGUGCAGGAAAGUUGGAGGAAGCUUAUGAAUUCAUCUCUAGCAUGCAUAUUGCACCUACAGGCAGUAUUUGGUCAACGCUAUUAUCUGCAUGUAGAGUCCAUAAGAACCUUGAGUUGGCUGAAAAGGUUGCCAAAGAAAUAUUUAAAAUUGAUCCAGGGAAUGUGGGAGCUUAUAUUCUGAUGUCAAAUAUGUAUGCAGCUGCUCGUAGAUGGAAAGAUGCAGCAAAGAUGAGAAUCUUUAUGAAGAAAAAAGGCAUAAGAAAGGAACCAGCUUGCAGUUGGAUAGAAGUUAAAAACAGGGUUCAUACUUUUAUAUCUGGAGAUAAAUCACAUCCUCUUUAUGACAGAAUAUUUAAGGCAUUGAAAGAUCUUAUGGAGAGGAUUGAACGAGAAGGGUAUAUUCCUGAUACAAAUGAGGUUUUCCAUGAUGUUGAGGAGGAGCAGAAGAAGUACUUGCUGUUUAGCCAUAGUGAGAGAUUAGCUUUAGCUUUUGGCAUCAUUAGCUCUCCUGCUGGGACAACAAUUCGAAUAACCAAGAACAUUCGUGUUUGUGUGGACUGCCACACAGCUAUAAAGUUCAUGUCAAAGAUUGUUCAAAGAGAGAUAAUCGUGAGGGAUAAUAGCAGAUUUCACCAUUUCAAAGACGGAGAGUGUUCAUGCAGAGAUUAUUGGUAACAGGCCGAAUAUGAAAUGAUGUUGAGAUCCAAACCAUUGAUCAUCUACAGGUUGAGGGACCAAUAUGAUAUGCUGUUUUCACUCUUUGAGCAUGGGAGAAAAUUGCCAUGAGAAUCUAUGUGGUAUUGACCAAAUGAAAUUCAAACUUUUAUGCGAUUAUGGAGUUAAGGAGAAAAUAAACGAAGUCUUGUUUGCAAGGAACAGA